Messenger RNA from Bombus impatiens (common eastern bumble bee), 768 nucleotides. RefSeq lists its product as uncharacterized. The transcript has a single exon. NCBI's taxonomy places the organism in Eukaryota, Metazoa, Arthropoda, Insecta, Hymenoptera, Apidae. Bases 1 to 768 code for a protein of 255 amino acids. The record is from RefSeq and is a predicted model, not a curated record.
AUGCAGCUACCGACCUUUUCAGGAGCGUACGUAGAUUGGCCCGGAUUCGCGGAUCAAUUCCACUGCACGAUACACGAAAAUGUCCGACACGUGACACUUCAAGCAUUACAGGAGGAAGUACACAAGUUCUGGACCAUCGAAGAAGGUCCGUCCAGGAGAAGGUGGUCCCCAGAGGAACAAGCGUGUGAAACGCAUUACGUGACCCACAUAACUCGCGAGGCAACUGGCCGGUACAAGGUCCGCUUGCCCUUUAAGAACGAGAGAGCCAAGCUGGGGGAUACCUACCAGUUAGCCCUAAAGAGGUUCCUUUCAUUAGAACACUCCCUGCAGCAAAGGCCGACCCUCAAGACACAAUAUCAUGAAUUUCUGCGCGAAUAUGAGACCCUGGGUCACAUGUCCGAACUCACGAACGACUCACGUGAUGGAUGCUAUCUCCCACACCACCCCGUUCUCAAGUCAGACAGCGUCACCAAGGUGCGCGUCAUCUUUGAUGCGUCUGCCCGAUCAUCGGCCGAAAACUCAUUAAACGAACUUCUCAUGGUAGGACCCACCAUUCAGGACGACCUCGGUAGCCUACUUCUCAGAUUUAGAACGUACAAAUACGUACUUGCAGCGGACAUCGUCAAGAUGUAUCGGCAGAUAAACAUGCACCCCAAUGACCGUCCGUAUCAAAAAAUCUUGUGGAGAGAGGACAUCAAUGAACCAAUAAGAACCUAUCGACUGAACACGGUGACCUACGGAACAACGUCCGCACUCUACACCAAUUAG